Aureobasidium pullulans EXF-150 is the source of this 530-nucleotide messenger RNA. RefSeq lists its product as uncharacterized. The transcript has 3 exons. The record is from RefSeq and is a predicted model, not a curated record. Lineage: Eukaryota; Fungi; Ascomycota; Dothideomycetes; Dothideales; Saccotheciaceae. The coding region runs from base 42 to 332 and encodes 96 amino acids.
GUCCAAAGCCAACAACCCAAUUUCCAACCAUUUCGAACACAAUGCAAUACUUGUCUGCCGUCCUCGCUCUCUUCGGCACCCUUGCCAUUGCAGGCAAACACCACAACUGCGGCUGCAACGUCCGUGGCGCCUACAGCGAAGAGCUUAGUCAAGCAACUUGUGCUCUGUGGGGUGCCACCCAGAUCCACACUCACUUUGAUGGCCAUUCUUGCGUCGACAAGGGAAUAGGCCGAGGUAUCGAUGGCCAGCCCUGGGAGAACACUUGCAGACAGGCCUGGCAAAUCAACUUUGGAGGAAACCCGAACGACGUCGAAGGACACUGCUGGCACUAGAAGGAUGUGGCAGACCCUCAAAUCAGUUCUUGAGGCCAGACAUUGCAACGAUUAUACUUCAGCGCUCAAUAUGUAGUUCUGAAGGAAAUGCGGCACUGGAAUUAUCAUUUAGUACGUCGAACAGUAGAAACUAAGUCUGUCCUUACAGUAGUAGUAGUAGUAUAAACCAAUCCUAUCUCUGCGCUCACCAGUCCGAGU